This is a messenger RNA of Galeopterus variegatus (Sunda flying lemur), 908 nucleotides long. It is a transcript of the gene PHOX2B, whose product is annotated as paired-like homeobox 2b. Gene Ontology annotation, molecular function: RNA polymerase II transcription regulatory region sequence-specific DNA binding; DNA-binding transcription factor activity, RNA polymerase II-specific. The transcript is spliced from 4 exons. The record is from RefSeq and is a predicted model, not a curated record. Gene Ontology annotation, biological process: regulation of transcription by RNA polymerase II. NCBI's taxonomy places the organism in Eukaryota, Metazoa, Chordata, Mammalia, Dermoptera, Cynocephalidae. Bases 117 to 908 code for a protein of 263 amino acids.
GAGGCCAGUUUGCAGGCAGGCGCUGAGCUGUGCACAUCUCCCCACUCCAGCCGUCUUCUCCAUAUCCGUCUUUUAUUUCAUUUUUCCACUUGGCUGAGCCAUCCAGAGCCUUUUCAAUGUAUAAAAUGGAAUAUUCUUACCUCAAUUCCUCUGCCUACGAGUCCUGUAUGGCUGGGAUGGACACCUCGAGCCUGGCUUCAGCCUAUGCUGACUUCAGUUCCUGCAGCCAGGCCAGUGGCUUCCAGUAUAACCCGAUAAGGACAACUUUUGGGGCCACGUCCGGCUGCCCGUCCCUCACGCCGGGAUCCUGCAGCCUUGGCACCCUCAGGGACCACCAGAGCAGUCCGUACGCCGCAGUUCCUUACAAACUCUUCACGGACCACGGCGGCCUCAACGAGAAGCGCAAGCAGCGCCGCAUCCGCACCACGUUCACGAGUGCGCAGCUCAAAGAGCUGGAGCGGGUUUUCGCCGAGACUCACUACCCCGACAUCUACACCCGGGAGGAGCUGGCCCUGAAGAUCGACCUCACAGAAGCGCGUGUCCAGGUGUGGUUCCAGAACCGCCGCGCCAAGUUUCGUAAGCAGGAGCGCGCGGCGGCGGCCGCAGCGGCGGCGGCCAAGAACGGCUCGUCGGGCAAGAAGUCGGACUCCUCCCGGGACGACGAGAGCAAAGAGGCCAAGAGCACCGACCCGGACAGCACCGGGGGCCCCGGUCCCAACCCCAACCCCACCCCCAGCUGCGGGGCGAGCCUGGCUGCGGCCGGGGGCCCUGGACAAGGCUGGGCUCCCGGCCCCGGCCCCAUCACCUCCAUCCCGGAUUCGCUCGGGGGCCCCUUUGCCAGCGUCCUAUCUUCUCUCCAAAGACCCAACGGUGCCAAAGCCGCCUUAGUGAAGAGCAGUAUGUUCUGA